Messenger RNA from Bolinopsis microptera, 720 nucleotides. RefSeq names its product meiosis expressed gene 1 protein homolog. The record is from RefSeq and is a predicted model, not a curated record. The transcript has 4 exons. The coding region runs from base 13 to 441 and encodes 142 amino acids. Lineage: Eukaryota; Metazoa; Ctenophora; Tentaculata; Lobata; Bolinopsidae. Gene Ontology annotation, cellular component: nucleus.
AUUAUUUUAGUUAUGAUUGUUAGUGGUGCUGGAAGAAGAUCACUGGACGCGUGCCAAAUAUCACCCUCUAAAAACGAGAUUGUGUUGGAUCCUAACCUUAACGCGAGCGAGGUAGAGAUUUGUAGAAGAAAAACUAACUCUACCCCUUCACAACCCUCUUCACCUGCCCCAAAACCUUCCGGUUUGAAACGAGCUACACAAUGGUCAGAGGACGUUGAGGAAUGUUACAGGUUCCAGACAGCCGGCUACAGAGACAUUAUGGAGUACUGUCACGUGCAAGGUUUUUCUGAAAACGAAGUGAAGCGGUGGCCUCAUAACGGUUAUAUCAAGAUGUUACUUUCCCGCAAGGGAGGGUAUAUCUAUUUCGACAAAGCGAGGGAGUGUCAAGACAAGGACCUCCACAAGUGCAAACUGUUUAACUACAACGCUGAGAAUCAGUAGAGAAAAUUAGCGCUGCUGGUAUGAUUAAAGUUACAGACUCACUCUAUAGCUCUAUAUUCUCGCGCAAUUUUCCUAUACUCCCAGAAUGGUUUUGAAUUGGUUAAGCUGUAACAUGCAAUAAGAUAAAAAAUCUUCAAUGUUCUUUUGUUCAUGAGUUUCCGAAUUGUAUAAGAGUCAAUUUCAGUUAAAUAUUCAGAAUCUAGGAAGAGAUUCCUUUUUUCCUUUAAAGCAAAGAAUUAGAAAUUUUACUACACUUUCGAGUUAAACCACGGAAUUACA